AUCAUCAUCAGAUUCUGCGCGGUGCACCUUGAACUUGAAUUUCGUUAUUAAACGAUAUCAUACACACAGGUGACAGGACCACGCAGCUGCAUACCCCUUCUUUUCAAUCUCUGCGACGUUUCAAAUAAACUUCGAUGCCCGUGUUAUAAAGCUGCGCACGUGUACAUUUUCGAGUCUAAGGGUUUUCGACUAGCGAACUUGUCAGACACUGUCUGGCAGUGUCUGACAGUACUAGUGUCUGUGGCAGCGUUGACUUAUCACAGAGUCGACGCUUCCCGCAGAUAAAGAGUUCUUGUCAAUUCUGUGACUUCUCGCAUGACAUACUCUGAUUCAUCAGUGGGAUGAAAUGUCUGGGGUUGAGCGUAGGCCCCCGCCGUACAGAUCUGAGGCCAACAAUAAAUCUAUGGGCGGCAGAUAGACUGCGAGUCGCUUCUGUCCGUUGACUCUGACUCCAGGACGUUCCAAAACAUCACCGCGAUGUGGGUGCCACGUGCAUGCUGUGGUUCCUUACUUUAUACCCCACCGGGAUGUUGCAGGCACUGCAGUGGUUCACGAUGUCUGGCACACGCAUCUUCUUACCCUCAGGUCCUUGGGUGAGGAACCAGGCCACCAAGAACACCACCAGGAUCCGGGAGAGAGACAGCGGAGUGCAACAAAUCGCCACUACUAGUAUUGAAAAGGUUCUAGGCCAUGCGAGCCAACUUCCAAAGUUCGGGUCAGGGUUUAUGCCUCAUUUGCAUUGGAUCUUAUACUCGGUGACGGAGAACUCCGCACAGUCGAGACCUCUGUUGGAGAGUUACUGGAUCGCAGUGGAAAAUCACAUCGUCCGUAACCCUAAGGGUGAAGUCGUUUCCUCGUGCACUUCACUAUUCUUGGCCGUGGCGCAUUAUGAAGAUGACUACGCAGUCUACCCCAUUACUCCCGUGAGUGAUCAAUGCAUUUGAUGUUCCGAUGCCGAGACUUGUAAUGUGCAGUCCACAUCGUCUUCUCCCACGAUACCGCAGGACACAAGACAGCAGGGAUCUCGACCAGUUAAUAAAGCACUUCGAACGUGCCGCUGAUCUCUGCCCCGUUGAUCAUCCCUGCCGCACUGUUUAA
Messenger RNA from Suillus paluster, 1098 nucleotides. RefSeq lists its product as uncharacterized. The transcript has 4 exons. Bases 495 to 944 code for a protein of 149 amino acids. The record is from RefSeq and is a predicted model, not a curated record. NCBI's taxonomy places the organism in Eukaryota, Fungi, Basidiomycota, Agaricomycetes, Boletales, Suillaceae.